Molecule: messenger RNA, 689 nt
Organism: Scheffersomyces amazonensis
Lineage: Eukaryota; Fungi; Ascomycota; Pichiomycetes; Serinales; Debaryomycetaceae
Gene: DPM2
Product: Dpm2p
Exons: 1
Coding region: 254-487 (77 amino acids)
Biological process (GO): GPI anchor biosynthetic process
Cellular component (GO): endoplasmic reticulum membrane; dolichol-phosphate-mannose synthase complex
Molecular function (GO): enzyme regulator activity
Source: RefSeq, a predicted model, not a curated record
GUCGCGAAGACUCUUAAUGUCAUGAUAAUUGCGAUCUUCCUGCACAAAGCCCUCAAUAUAAACACGUACCAAAUUUCAAUAACCAAUAUCACUUAUUCCACUACAACUAUAGACUCCCUCAGUAUAAUUGAUAAUGGUAUGUAUAAGAAGGAUGACUCAUAGUCACAUAAUGGGGCCUAACAACACAAAACAUUGUUCAUUACUAACUUAUAAACCAUUAUAGUCCUCGUUUGAUCAACAAGUAGGAAUUGGAAUGCUUGGAGUAGCCAUUGCAGUAUUUGCUUACUAUUCAGUAUGGGUAUUUGUAUUACCAUUUGUGGAUGAAUCUAGUAUUCUCACUUACUUAUUUUUACCUCGUGAAUAUGCCAUUAAAUUACCCUUGUUAUUAUUGGUAGUGGCAGGUUUAGGAGUAGGGACAUUUGUGGGUAAUGUAUUAAUUAAGAAAGCUCAAAAGGAGAAAUUGAAAAAGAGUAAGAAAUCGGAUUAGGCUAGGUACGUACUGGCAAUAAUCUAGAACCUUUAUUAACUGUUUUGUAAUAGGACGUAAUAGUGAUCCCAAUGCUAGAUCAUCUUUAUUGUCAUCACUGUAAUUUAGCUAUUUACUUUAGCUAUUUACCUUAGCUUUUAGUGUACCUUUACUGAAAUAUAUAUAUAUAUAUAUCUUUAUCUUUAUCUUUAUCUUUAUCUUU